This is a messenger RNA of Heterobasidion irregulare TC 32-1, 2146 nucleotides long. Its product is annotated as signal recognition particle receptor. The transcript has 12 exons. Gene Ontology annotation, cellular component: signal recognition particle receptor complex; endoplasmic reticulum membrane. The coding region runs from base 1 to 2019 and encodes 672 amino acids. Gene Ontology annotation, biological process: SRP-dependent cotranslational protein targeting to membrane. The record is from RefSeq and is a predicted model, not a curated record. Gene Ontology annotation, molecular function: GTPase activity; signal recognition particle binding; ATP hydrolysis activity. Lineage: Eukaryota; Fungi; Basidiomycota; Agaricomycetes; Russulales; Bondarzewiaceae.
AUGCUCGACCACUGUUCAAUUUCGCACAAAGGCGGUGUCGUGCUGUGGUCUCGCUCCUUCACUCCAGCUACUUCUCAGCUGGCCUCGUCCUCCGCGUCCCCCGUCAACUCACUCAUCCGUGAGGCUCUUAUCGAGGGACGCACAGCGGGAGAGAAGUACGAGAAGGAUGGUUAUGCAGUGAAGUGGACCUUCGUCAACGACCUCGAGCUUAUCUUCGUGGUCGCGUACCAGCGCAUCCUGCAGCUCACCUACGUGGACGAUCUUCUCGCCGCCCUCAAGACGCUCUUCGUUAAGCUGUUUGAGCCCUUUCUCACGUCAUUCGUUGCUUCACUCCAUGCUGCGAAUAAUCGGGCGACCGCCGCCGUGAGCGCCGCUUCCGAAGCCACUGCAUGGGACUUCGGAAAGGCUUUUGAGGGUUGGGAUACGAUGUUCGAUAAGUUACUCAGAGGGUUAGAAGAGAAGGCAGCGGAGGGCAGAAAAUCCCGUCUUCGUCCUGUGACGCAUCCUGCGGUCGAACCUCCCAGUCCUCCUUCUGAUGGCACGGAUACAGCUCCUACUCAGUCCUCUGUGGAAACUCUCGAUGAACAGCAGAUUGCUCGGAACGUACAAGCUCUAAAGAACAGGCUGCGCGGCAGAGGUGGGAGACGGGGAGGCAGGGGGGUGACGCGGGUGGACUCCGGGAGUGGGAGGGACAGCUAUCCAGGCUCUGAGUCUGAUACUGCCGGCAAGCGGAAGCCGAAGGGCAAAAUCCAGAGAAAGUGGGGGACCGAGGCACCCACUGAGUCAGAUAUGGCGUCGUUGGAUUUCAGCUCUGACAAACCGACCGAAGCAGAGUCGCAUGCCGGUUCGCUAGAUCUGCAGGCGCUCGUUGAUCAAGGGUCCUUGGGCACGCGUACGAAUGGUCUAUACGAAGUCAAGGACUGGGAGUUCGACAAGAAAGCUAGCGAUGCGCAAGACGCCGUAUCUCAGGUUUUGAAUACGAACAAGUCGCCGUCCAAGUCUCAGCCCCCUAGCUCCCUUGGGGCUCUAGGUUCCAUAUUUGCCAGGCUCACAGGAGCAAAGACUCUUACAGAAGAGGAUCUUAAGCCUGUCUUAGAAGGCAUGAAACAGCAUCUGAUGAAGAAGAAUGUAGCGAAAGAGAUCGCGGACAAGGUUUGUGAAGGCGUGGGCGAGAGUCUGGUCGGUAAGAAGGUUGGAGGCUUCCAAACAACCAACAACGCUGUUCGUCAGGCACUGUCUAACUCGAUAACUCGCAUCUUGACGCCGAAAACUUCUACGGAUCUUUUACUUUCUAUACGAGGCAAGCUAUCAUCCCCGUUGCCAUCGACCCAACAGCGGCUGCCAUAUAGCAUUACAUUUGUCGGUGUCAACGGCGUAGGCAAGAGCACUAAUUUGUCGAAAGUCUGCUUUUGGCUCAUCCAAAAUGGGCUGAGAGUCUUAAUCGCCGCGUGCGAUACUUUCCGGAGCGGUGCCGUGGAGCAGCUGCGGGUUCACGUCAGAAAUUUGAGCAUGCUGGGAAUAAACGGAGCUACCGAUAGUAAGGGGAGGGUUGAAUUGUAUGAGAGGGGUUAUGGCAAAGACGCUGCUGGAAUUGCCAAGGAGGCCAUCACGUACGCGAGAGACAAUGACUUUGAUGUCGUACUCAUUGACACCGCUGGGAGAAUGCAAGACAAUGAGCCUUUGAUGCGUGCGCUAGCCAAACUCGUCGCAGUCAACAACCCUGACAAGAUCAUUUUCGUGGGCGAAGCACUCGUGGGCAACGAGGCCGUCGACCAAUUAACAAAAUUCGAUCGUGCGUUGCGUGAUUUCUCGUCGGCAUCUGGGGGUGCGGGGAAGGGACGUGGGAUCGACGGGAUGGUGGUGACUAAAUGGGACACCGUCGAUGAUAAGGUUGGCGCUGCUUUGUCGAUGACCUAUGUUACAGGUCAACCGAUCAUAUUCGUGGGCACUGGUCAGACGUAUACCGAUCUUCGCCAGCUGCGCGUAGGGAACGUAGUACAGGCUAUUCUGAGCGAUUGAGCUAUGAUUAUGAGGCUUUGUACACGGUUUUCCAUAUGCAUGUACCCUCGGAUGUAUUUCUGACUAGCACUGUAUGUAUUUAGCGACCGUUCUUUUUACCCACACACAGCGCUGGCGUGCUUCCCAG